ACAGCAGGGGGCAGCAGAGCAUUCUGGGAAAUGUAUCUUCUGUAAAUUCUCCCCUGAGCGGAGACUCACAGGCACAAUUAUUCAUCACAACAUGCGGGUACACAACCGCUUAUAAUGACGUCAUAUGUUUACAUGUACACAACAAAUAUUUACAAGGGUUUUUUUUCAAAGACCGUAUUGAGUCCUGACAGUCCGCACUCAGGGCUGCAAACAACGUGACGGUGACGUCAGUCAACGAGGCGAAACGCAGGGAGGCGGGAGUCUGGCGUCACGUAGAACUGCAUUUCCCAUGAUCCCCCACGCUGCUGCUGUGUUGAUCUGCAGCUUCAGUGAGCUGUUUACUGAGCUGCGGACCUGAAGGAGGACAGGCAGUCUGUCCUCGCGGACUCGUAGACAGGUGAGACAGACGGACAGAGUUCAGGAGUUUCCUGUCAGGUAAAAGGUCAGAGGUCACAGCUCCAUGUUGUCUGAUAGAAGAUGAGAGACCAUGACUCUGGACGGAGUGAGCCUCGGCCCUCCUGCUGCCGUGCUCUGCCGGGGUCAGAGGUCAAACCCUCCCAGGAUGUCACGGCUCAGGGUGCAUUGUGUGUGUGUGCGGACAGAUCGGCUGGUUGCCACGGUGAAGAGCUGGCGGAGGGCGGAGCUAAAGACCAGACCAAAGCAGGUGGAGAGAGAGACAGGUGUGAUCAUCCCGUCGACAGCGCCGGUCUUUUCUCCUUCAUGACGUUUCAUUGGCUGACUCCUCUGGUGGUACACGCCCACCGGAAAGGACAGCUCUUAUUGGACGACAUCUGGCCUGUGUCACAGCGGGAGGGUUGCCAUGCCAACAGCCUGAGGCUCGCAGCUCUGUGGGAGGAAGAGCAGAGGUCAAAGGGCAGCGAGGCGUCUCUGUGUUCGGUGGUUUGGUCUUUCUGUCGGACUCGUCUCCUCCUGUCCAUCCUCUGUCUCACCGUCACUCAGCUGGCAGGAUUCAGUGGCCCGGCCUUUGUGGUGAAGCGUCUACUGGAGUACACCCAGCAGGAGGAGCCUGAGCUGGGCUACGGGCUGCUGCUGGUAGUGGGACUACUGGGCACCGAGCUGGUGCGGUCCUGGUCUCUGGCUCUGACCUGGGCCCUGAACUACAGGACGGGCAGCCGGCUGAGAGGAGCCGUCCUCAGCAUGGCGUUCCACAAGAUCCUGCGUCUCCGCAGCGUCAGGGACAAGUCCAUGGGACAGUUGAUCAACAUGUGUUCCAGUGACGGUCAGCGGAUGUUCGAGGCGGCGGCGGUGGGCAGUUUGUUGGCGGGGGGCCCACUGGUGGCGGUGCUGGGCGUGGCCUACAACCUGUUUAUACUGGGACCAACGUCUCUGCUGGGCUCAGCUGUGUUCAUCCUGUUCUACCCCACCAUGAUGUUCAGCUCCAGACUGACGGCGUACUUCAGGAGGAAGGGCGCUGCUGUCACCGACAGACGAGUGCAGAAGAUGAACGAGAUCCUCAACUACAUCAAGUUCAUCAAGAUGUACGCCUGGGUCAAAGCCUUCUCCCAGGACGUCCACAGGAUCCGCGGGGAGGAGCGCAGGAUCCUGGAGCUCACAGGUUACUUCCAGAGCAUCACGGUGGGCGUGGCUCCCAUCGUCGUCGUCAUCGCUAGCGUCGCAACGUUCUCCGCCCACAUGUUGCUAGGAUACGACCUGACAGCAGCUCAGGCCUUCACUGUGGUGACGGUGUUCAACGCCAUGACCUUUGCCCUGAAGGUCACACCGUUCUCUGUCAAGUCUCUAUCGGAGGCGUCCGUAGCCGUGGAGAGAUUCAAGAGUCUCUUCCUGUUGCCGGAGGUCGACAGCAUCCGUGCGUUGCCUGGUGAUCCUCAGGUUGCCGUGGAGAUGUGUGGAGUCAGUCUGGCGUGGGAUGGAGGCGGGCACAGCGCCCAGCCGAGUCCAUGUGUCCGGACAGCCAGCAGACACCAACACAGAGAGAAGUGCAGAGACAGAGUGGUUCUCCAGGAAGAGGAGGAGGAGCAGGAGGUGACUGGCUCCCUGCUGAGAGGAGGAGGAGGAGGAGGAGACAGAGCCUUGAGUCCAGAGGAAGAAGAGGGGGAAGAAGGUGGGGAGGGGGAGGCUUUACCUCCCCUCCUGACCAUCCCCUCUGUCUCACCGCGGCUUCAGAGCACCCUGCACAGCAUCAACCUGAGCAUCCAGCAGGGGCAGCUGGUCGGUGUCUGUGGGAGCGUUGGCAGUGGCAAAACCUCUCUGAUCUCCGCCAUCUUAGGACAGAUGAUUGUGUUGGAGGGCAGCGUGGCUGUCAGAGGAAGGCUGGCCUACGUGGCUCAGCAGGCCUGGAUCCUGAACACAACACUGAGAGACAACAUCCUGUUUGGACAGGAGUACCAGGAGGACAGGUAUCAGUCGGUGCUGAGCGCCUGCUGUCUCAGACCAGACCUUGCCCUGCUGCCCAACGCUGACCUCACAGAGAUUGGUGAACGUGGCGCCAACCUGAGCGGCGGGCAGCGCCAGCGAAUCAGCUUGGCCCGUGCCCUCUACAGUGACCGGGACGUUUACAUCCUGGACGACCCGCUCAGCGCCCUCGACGCCCACGUGGCCAAUCACAUCUUCCAUAACGGCAUCAGGAAGCAGCUUCGCCACAAGACCGUCAUCUUCGUCACGCACCAGCUGCAGUACCUGGUGGACUGUGAUGAUGUCAUCCUGAUGAGGGAGGGCAGUAUAGUGGAGCAGGGUAACCAUGACAACCUGAUGAAACUGAAUGGAGACUACGCUACCAUGUUCAACCACUUUCAGCUGGGAGACACUCCGUACAUAGAGGCUCCCAGCAGGAAGUCCGGCGGCUCUCAGAGGAAGCCAGCAGACAGUAAACCAGGAUCAGUGAAGAAGAAUGCGCCGGUCAUCAAAGACAACGGUAACACAGAACACUGUUACACCUGUUUUACUCUGAUCUGUUACUUUACUGUGUUUCACUGUUUCCUGUCAUGUGACACUGAAGGGGAGGAGCAGCAGUGUGGGGGCGUGGCCUGGCCUGUGUUCCGGCUGUACAUGGCGGCGUGCGGUGGCUCCGCCUCUUGCCUGCUGAUCCUGGCUUUGUUUGUUUUAAAUGUGGGAAGCUCCGCCUUCUGCCAGUGGUGGCUCAGCUACUGGAUCAACCAGGGCAGCGGGAACACGACGGUAACCGAGGGCAACAGCUCAACUGUGAGCGUGAGCAUGAAGGACAAUCCCAUGAUGCAACACUACGCCGCCAUCUACGCCUCCUCCAUGGGAGUCAUGCUGCUCUUCAAACUCCUCAGAGGCAUCGCCUUCGUCAAGGGAACGCUGCGCGCCUCCUCCAAGCUGCAUGAUGAACUCUACCAUAAGAUCCUCCGCUGCCCCAUGAAGUUCUUCGACACGACGCCCACAGGACGGAUCCUCAACCGCUUCUCCAAGGACAUGGACGAAGUCGACACUCGUCUGCCCUUCCAGGCUGAGAUGUUCAUCCAGAACGUGAUCCUGGUCUUCUUCUGCCUGGGCGUCAUCAGCUGUGUGUUCCCGUGGUUCCUGGCGGCGGUUGGUCCUCUGGUGUUGAUGUUCGCCGCGCUGCACAGCGUCUCCAGAGUCUUCAUCCGGGAGCUGAAACGCCUGGACAACGUGACGAUGUCACCCUUCAUGUCCCACAUCACCUCCAGCAUCCAGGGCCUGUCCACGCUGCAGGCCUACGACCGGGGGCGGGACUUCCUGCACAGGUACCAGACUCUGCUGGACCAGAACCAGGCUCCAUUCUACCUGUUCAGCUGUGCGAUGCGCUGGCUGGCGGUGCGGCUGGACGUCAUCAGCGUAGCUCUGAUCAGCAUCACGGCCCUGAUAAUGGUCCUGAUGCACGGGCAGAUCCCCCCCGCCUACGCCGGCCUCGCCAUCUCCUACGCCGUGCAGUUAACGGGGUUGUUCCAGUUCACGGUGCGUCUGGCGUCUGAGACUGAAGCUCGCUUCACCUCUGUGGAGAGAAUCCACCACUACAUCCAGUCUCUGUCCCAGGAGGCCCCGGCCCGGGUCAAAGGUCGCGCCCCUCCGGCUGACUGGCCUCAGGAGGGGGAGCUGGUGUUCAGGGAGGUGGAGAUGAGGUACCAGGAGAACCUCCCUCUGGUUCUGAGCAGGGUCUCCUUCACCGUCCGGCCUAAAGAGAAGGUCGGCAUCGUCGGACGCACCGGAUCAGGGAAGUCGUCUCUGGGCGUGGUGUUGCUCAGGCUGGUGGAGCGCUGCGGAGGCUCCAUCCUGAUCGACGGCGUCGACAUCAGCGACAUCGGACUGGCUGACCUCCGCAGCAAGCUGUCAAUCAUCCCCCAGGAUCCGGUGCUGUUCAGCGGGACAGUCAGGUUCAACUUGGACCCGUUUAACCAGUACACAGAGGAGCAGAUCUGGGAGGCUCUGGAGAGAAGUCACAUGAAGGAAUGUGUGUCCCAGCUGCCCCUGAAGCUGGAGUCGGAGGUGGUGGAGAACGGAGAAAACUUCUCAGUGGGAGAGAGACAGCUGCUGUGCGUCGCCAGAGCGCUGCUGAGACAGUGCAAGGUGCUGAUCCUGGACGAGGCCACGGCCGCCAUGGACGCCGAGACGGACGCUCUGAUCCAGGAGACGAUCCGCAGCUCGUUCCAGGACUGCACCACCCUGACCAUCGCUCACCGCCUGCACACGGUGCUCGCCUCAGACCGCAUCAUGGUGCUCAACCAGGGACAGGUGGUGGAGUUUGACGCGCCGUCCAGGCUGCUGGCCAAUGAGAACUCUCGGCUGUGCUCCAUGAUGGCCGCCGUGGAAAACAAGAUCUCUGUCCGAGGAUGAAGAAGAAAGAAGAGGAAGAGGAAGGUUUCCAGGUGACGCCAUGUUGGAAGUCCUCACUUCAAUAAGACCUGAUGUGAGGAGGUGCUGUCACUGUUCCUGUACUGUAUAUUUAACAUUAGAGAGACAAAACUCUGCACAUAUAUUUACAGCAGACCUGCUCUGACUUUUAGAAUAUAAAUCUAUACAUAAACUAAUAUAUUCAUAAACUCAGAGUCUGCUCUGAAUCAUCGAUGUGUCGUCAUCAUCACUGACUUACUGUUGCUUUUUUGCAACAUGAAGACAUUUUUCUGUGUAAUAAUGUUUGUUUUUUUCUCUGUUAGGUGACCUGAUAUGAACAGGUCUGUGUUUUUAACAUGUUUGAUGAUAAACUCAGUUUGAGUUUCUCUGAUGAUCGGCACCGUGUGUUUGGACUGAUUUUAUUAUACUGUCAAAAUAUUCAUAAGCGUUUUACAGAGUCUUCAAACUGUUUAUUUAGUCUGGACUGUCCAAGUAUUCACUUCUCUGUUACUGUCAUUUAUAAUUCUGUCAAUCAUCUCAGCUCUUCUGUGAAUCAGCAGCUGCUCGAGUCAAGAGACGAGACUCAAACCCGUCUCCUCAGGUUGCUGAUAUACUUGCUUUUUACCGACACGUACACAGACGGCAGCUGUUCAUAUACUUGCUUGUGUACUUUGUGUAUAACAGGACUGUAUUUCACCAGCUGAUCAUAAAUCCAUCACUCAGUU
Molecule: messenger RNA, 5516 nt
Organism: Thunnus maccoyii (southern bluefin tuna)
Lineage: Eukaryota; Metazoa; Chordata; Actinopteri; Scombriformes; Scombridae
Gene: abcc5
Product: ATP-binding cassette, sub-family C (CFTR/MRP), member 5
Exons: 29
Coding region: 478-4794 (1438 amino acids)
Biological process (GO): transmembrane transport
Cellular component (GO): membrane
Molecular function (GO): ATP binding; ATP hydrolysis activity; ABC-type transporter activity
Source: RefSeq, a predicted model, not a curated record